AGACCUUUGCUGCCCCCUAUCGCGCCACAGCAUGUUGGUCGGAAAUGUCUGGUACUCGAUCUUGACGAAACACUAGUGCAUAGUAGCUUCAAGUCAAUACAGCAAGCAGACUAUGUCGUGCCCGUUGAGAUCGAGUACCACUGGCAUAAUGUAUAUGUCAUCAAACGACCUGGCGUUGAUAACUUCCUCAAGAAGAUGGGUGAAAUCUACGAAGUUGUUGUCUUCACUGCGAGUUUGAGCAAGUAUGCGGAUCCUGUCCUGGACAAGCUCGACAUACAUCGUGUGGUUACUCAUCGACUGUUCAGAGAGAGCUGCUACAACCACAGGGGUAACUACGUCAAGGAUCUCUCGCAACUCGGUCGACCAAUAGCCGAUACCAUCAUCCUCGACAACUCCCCUGCGUCGUACAUUUUCCAUCCCAAUAAUGCCGUUCCUGUUUCGUCCUGGUUUAACGACCCUCAUGACACCGAACUCACGGAUCUCUGUCCCUUCCUCGCUGACCUCGGAACUGUGGACGACGUUCGGGGUGUCUUGGAUGGGGGCUUAUAG
Molecule: messenger RNA, 549 nt
Organism: Gloeophyllum trabeum ATCC 11539
Lineage: Eukaryota; Fungi; Basidiomycota; Agaricomycetes; Gloeophyllales; Gloeophyllaceae
Product: NLI interacting factor
Exons: 4
Cellular component (GO): plasma membrane
Molecular function (GO): phosphoprotein phosphatase activity
Source: RefSeq, a predicted model, not a curated record